CGGCUUGGCCUAGUGUUGAUCACAAACAGUCGCCGUCGUACUACAGAUACAUAGUAGUAUCAAACUGAUAACGGGCGUGUUUUCAGGACGCCGGAACUUUCGAAAUCACGCCGGAAACACACGCUUCAAACAAUCGUAUCAUGUGCUCGGCUUGAAGCGGUCCAUCGAAAUAGAUAGCGAGACUAGGGCGGAACUGCUCGUCGACCAUGUCGUCCUGGAAGUAUCGAGCUCGUCAGCCAGAGACGUUUGCAAGGGAUGAAGGCUGGAAACGACGAGACAAUGUUCGAAACGAAACGGAAAGACGCAGCGAGGUAGAUAUAGAACGAAAGUCUGCAGACGAUAGGCGGGACGAUCGCGAUCCAGUAAUCCCGGUCACGACUCGAUAUGGUCAAAAGACGGAAGCGGAGAGCAGCACACGUGAACGUCAGUAUGCACCUGGUUCGGGCAAGUGGGACGAUCGAUGGAAUCAACGGCAAGAAAGGGCCGCUGUUACGUCUCAUACUAGGCAGUCGAGAGGAGAUGAUCGUGCUGACACGAGAAGAGGUCCGGACCGAUCUAGGCGGUCAACCCGAUCAGCUUCGCCCGAUUACAAGGGCGAGUACAGCAGAAAGGGAAAAGAGCGAUCAGAUCGCCAGCAAGACUCGCCGCAGCAGCGCACUCCAUCACCUGAACCCGUCAGAGAUCGCAAUGGCGAUGUCCACCUCUCGAACCAUGCGGGAAGGGACGAUCAGCCUCAUUCUGCGUCUAGCGUCGAUGCCGGUCAGUCAUACGGGACGCGGUCGAUACCACAGGAGAGAAGGCGAGAAAAUUUUGACGUGGACGCAAGGGAACGUCGCGACGCGAGACCGUACUCGAACGACCAGUCAAGAGGUGAUUCUGGUGAUCAGUAUGACCGUCGGAGAGAACAAUACGCUACAAGUAGUUCUCGAGGACAGUUCACACGGGACGAACGGGAUUAUCGACCUGCAGCGGUUCAAGAUCGAAGGAAUCGCCCGAAAUCGUUGACUCUGGAUGAUGAACAUGCUGCAAGCGGCUCAACACAGAGUCCGUUGAAACGCAAUGCAGGUCAGGAAGGUUAUGAGGGGUCCAGGAAGCGUCAACGCCGUUCGCCCUCUCCUA
Filobasidium floriforme is the source of this 1119-nucleotide messenger RNA. RefSeq lists its product as uncharacterized. The record is from RefSeq and is a predicted model, not a curated record. Lineage: Eukaryota; Fungi; Basidiomycota; Tremellomycetes; Filobasidiales; Filobasidiaceae. Bases 385 to 1005 code for a protein of 206 amino acids. The transcript is spliced from 2 exons.